AGACAGCAGCAAUGGGAGGCCCGUACAGGGACCCAUGAUACACUCUGGGACCUGGCAGCAAGCAUGAGGAGCGGUACAGGGCCCAUGACAGAUUACGGGCCUGGCAGAAGCAUGAGGAGUCGGUACGGGUGGCCCAUGGCAGAUUACGGGCCUUCGGCAGCAGCAUGAGGAGGCGGUAUCACGGGGGGCCCAUGGCAGAGUGGCGGAGCCAGCAAGCGUGGGGAGACGACUAUCAAGAGUCCAAUGGCAGAGUGGCGGAGCAGAAGCAGCUUCAAUUGAAGGCCCAUACACAGGCCUAGG
Molecule: messenger RNA, 300 nt
Organism: Staurois parvus
Lineage: Eukaryota; Metazoa; Chordata; Amphibia; Anura; Ranidae
Source: the annotation of a GenBank genome assembly